Molecule: messenger RNA, 2209 nt
Organism: Pollicipes pollicipes
Lineage: Eukaryota; Metazoa; Arthropoda; Thecostraca; Pollicipedomorpha; Pollicipedidae
Gene: Amacr
Product: Alpha-methylacyl-CoA racemase
Exons: 7
Coding region: 176-1309 (377 amino acids)
Molecular function (GO): catalytic activity
Source: RefSeq, a predicted model, not a curated record
GUUGUUUUCAAGUUCCAUGCCAUUGCCAUAAGCGAUGUAAUUUUUGUUGCCAAAAUUCUCAAGCCUUUAUUGUUAUCCAUGCUGGCUUAUGUGGAAAGACUGACAUAAAUGACAACAGUAUUAUGGUAUAAAAGGUAUUUUCAGCUUAAAAAAGCAGGCAAACAGUGUUGCUAGCAUGGCACUUAAGGGCGUCCGUGUGGUAGAGCUGGCUGGUCUGGCGCCUGCCCCGUUCUGCGGCAUGGUACUCCGCGACUUCGGUGCAUCUAUCAUCCGGGUCGACAAGAUGGGUCAGCCAGAGAUGGACCGACUGGCGCGCGGAAAGCGGUCCGUGUCGGUGAACCUGAAGCACAAGGAGGGCGCCCAGGUGGUGCGCCGGCUUUGCCGCGGCGCUGACGUCCUGCUGGAGCCUUUCAGACCAGGUGUGAUGGAGCGGCUAGGUCUGGGGCCGACGCCGCUGACGGCCGACAACCCCGGCCUGGUGUACGCCCGACUGAGCGGCUACGGCCAGACGGGGCCGGCGGCCGGCUGGGCCGGGCAUGACAUCAACUACCUGGCCAUGUCCGGCGUGCUGUCGUCGCUGGCGGGGCCUGACCGUGCACCCCAGCCUCCGGUCAACAUCCUGGCCGACUUCGCCGGCGGCGGCCUCACCUGCGCCAUGGGUAUCAUGGCUGCCUUGCUCGAGAGGACCAGGUCGGGUCGGGGACAGGUCAUCGACUGCAGCAUGACGGAGGGUGCCGCUUACGUCAGCAGCUGGCUGUUCAAGUCCCGGGACCUGUUGCCGAUCUGGGGCGAGGAGCCCGGAUGUAACUGGCUCGACGGCGGCGCAUUCUGGUACGGCUGCCACCGCACGGCCGACGAUCGCCACAUGGCCGUCGGUGCGCUCGAGCCGCAGUUCUUCGCCCGCUUCGCCGACCUGCUCGGCCUGCCCGACCUGGAGCAGUUCCCGAUCGACAGCGCCGAGUCGCGCCGGCUCGUGGCCGCCGCCUUCGCCAGCCGCAGCCAGGCCGAGUGGACGGCCGUGUUUGCCGGACAGGAUGCGUGCGUGACGCCCGUGCUGACGGCCGACGAGGCGGCGGCGUCGGCGCAGGCGGCGGCGCGCGCCAGCUUCGUGCCCGGGCCGCGCGGGGGCGCCGAGCCGGCGCCGGCACCGCGCAUGUCGCGCACGCCGGCCGUGGGCGGCGGCGACGAGCCACGCCGGGGUCAGCACACGACCGAGCUGCUGCUGGAGGCCGGCUACGCCGCUGAAGAGGUGCGGCGCCUCAUCGAGGACGGCGCUGUGGAGCAGUGCGAGAGUCGGAGUCGGCUGUAGGCACGACGGGUCGCCGUCGUUGGUAGACUGUCUGGAGUUAGAGGGACCCAGGGUGGAUGGGUGGUUUGAGAGAGCGUGUCACGGCUCGGCUGGUGCUACGCUUGUGGGGAGCUUCCGCACUUCUAGGCAAAAACGUCGUUAAGCAUUAGCUGCGUUGUUUUAAGGGACAGUUGUCAUGGAUGUGACGACAGGCCUGGUCAUAGCUUGACCGUACCUUCUGCGUGGAUGAAUCGGGCAUCGGGCCAACAAUGUUGCCUGCAUUGUUCUCGUUAUCGACGCUCACAAUCUGUCGUAUCCCUGUGUUGGCAUGUUCACGUCGCUGACCUUUGGCGGCCAAUUGAAGACGCGUUUUGAAUCCGGAUAUUUCUCAUGACGCGCUGUGUGUGGAUGUGGUACCGCACGGUUUAUUGUACAACUCCAUACACCGCAUUAGGGGUACCUCCCGGUGAGGGACUCGUGGUAAGCUGACAAUACGUUUUUCUACGCGACAAAUUACGUUGGGCAUGUGAAAGUUGGACGUCGCCGUGAUGAUCGUCAGCAUGGGGAGCCGUCUACCGUGCGUCAACUGUCCAGCUGUCAGUGUCACUGGCGACGUCAUCAGCUGCUCAUGCCGCGAUGGCCCGUGCUGGGGCGGUGCAAGACAUGUGGGCAGUCAUUAAGUCAGCGAUAUUUUUACUUGAUGCUGGCAAGACUAGGCGUGCUCGAGAGUUCUGCAGUUACAAUGCAACAUUUGUAUCACUUCUCCGUUUAGUUCCCUCCUGUUCCUGCUUACUUGCUUUCGACGGACUUACACGCCUGUGUCGUAUAUACGCCUGUAUCUGGUGCCAAGUGAAUGCCAUACCUAUCAGUAAAUGCGGAUGUUGGACUUAAUUUGCAGGGUUGUUUAUAAAUAUAUAAUCA